CCACACGGCAGUCGGCAGCCCUAAGACACGGACGCAGGCUCUGCUCUCGCCACCGCCUCGCCUCGCCUCUCGAUUCGCUCGUUUUCGUGUGGAAUUCGUAUGCUUUCCUUCGUGUUCUGUGAUUGCGAGAGGCCCCUUAGACAGUGCGGUGCCUGUUUGUGCUUGGUGACAGUCGCGGAGUGCCUGUGAUUGCUUGCUGGAGCUGCUGAUGCCGAGAUUGCAAGGAUAUCCAGGCAGGCGAUUAAGAUAGCAACAUAUAGUACGUGGAGGAGUUAUAAGACGCUGAAGAUGUUAUCUCGCGUACACUCACGCAUUUCAGCAACCGUCAUCCUCGUGCUUCUUGUGACAGCCUGCGGAUCGGAGCAGUCUGAGAGAAGCCGACGAAGCCCAAAGACCUCGCUAUCAAAUAAGUUUAUUGGCGUGACCAGCAAGUGCUCCCGCGGUACCCUAACGGUGGACGUGAGAACGCAAGAUCCCUUCUUUGGGUCUGUGUACGCCCGCGGUUACCCAGGGCGUUGCAAGGUGUCGGGUGAGGGCGGCUCCACCACGUCGCUGAUCGUCUCCGCCCAAAAGUGUGGCGUCAAGGUCAUUGAAGAUGAGCUCGGCGACCACACGUACGAGCUGCUCGUGUACAUCCAGUUCGACAAGUGGGUACAACAGGUCAUUGACGAGCAGGUCCACGUACGAUGCAGGCUGGAACGAGAGGCAGGGGAGCUGAAGGCCGUGGCGCAGAUGAACGUCGUCAGCCAAGACCCCAAAGUAGACACGGGCGAAGACGACAAAAGCAACGACUCCGAAACAGCCGUCAGCAGCAGAGGCAACAGCAGAAGCAACGGCAGGAGCAACAGCAGGAGCAGCAGCGGCAGUGGCGAGAGAUCCAAGCUCCCUCAACUCGUGACGCUAAGGAACAAAGUGUCCUCGAGGAGCAGAGCGCAGGACGGGCCAGCGGUGGAGUGGGAGCCGCUGCCUCUCCCCGCCGAGCUUCUGCAGUGGCAGAAGAACCGCCCCGAAGGAAACUCGGAACCGAUUUCCUGCUGGAUGGACAUCGUCAGGGGAGACUCGCUCAAUGGAAAACCAGUCAUGGACCACUUACUCGUAGGCGACGACACCACCAUGGUAUUAAAGAUCCGCCAGAGCAAGGGCCUCGACACCCGAAUCACGUCGUGUGUAGCGCAUGACGGGUCGGGCGAACAGUCACAGGAUCUCAUCGACGAACACGGGUGUGCGGUGGACGACGCCAUUAUGCCGCCGCUGAGGAUCAAAAGCAACCCUAAGACAGGGGUCAAGGUUGCACACUCAACGUUCAAAGCCUUCAAAUUCCCCGAUCGUGACAACCUGCAUCUCCGUUGCACCGUGCUUGUGUGCCUCGGUUCUUGCAACCUGCCAGUGUGCGGCCGGACCUCGAACCGCGUGGGGCGUCGCAUGAGUGGGACGGGGCAAGGGUCCAUACAGCCGGUGGAGGACCUGCAGGAACUCUUCUCGGAUAUCCCGCAGCGUGAACGAGGCAACGACCGCGCUCUGUCCGGCCGCGUGCUCGACAAAGUGGAGGUGUUCAACGCCGUGGAGGUCAGAGCCCCGGGCAUCGAGAGCCAGCCGGACCUCGUGAAGCAGUACCGCAUCGACCGGGAGAAGGUGGAGGCCAUUGACUUCUUCAGCGAGGAGAACAUGUUUUGCGUGACGCCCUACAAGAUGGUCCUCGCCUUCGGGGUCCUGCUGGCGAUCAUGCUGCUGGCGCUCCUGUUCGCCCUCUACUCCUGCGUCAAGGCCAGGAUGCUCAAGGCUCCCAUAAGGGCGCCGCCUCCGAUCGAGUCCCAUAGACACUCGCCCGUAGCUUCUCCUUAUUACAGAUUCGCGCACUGAGGGUUGUAGAUAGUGUGGCAGUAUGGAGGUUUAUUUAUUUUUGAUUAUUGUUAUUACUAUUGCCAUUAAUCUAUUAUUAUCAUUAUAACCGUCAUUAUUAUUAUGAAAUAUGAGAAAUCACUUAAUCUAUUUUCGUUUUUUGUGACUGACAUUGCCCUUUGAAAGAGUAAAUGUCUUCCAAAUACUAUUGUUUUCAUAAUAUAUACGAAAGCUAUAUGUACAUACGAACUCAUGAGUCCCCAUGAGCAAAGGCUCUUCUGUUGAGCCAGCAAGGAUUUUUAUGCACUGUUGUCCAAGACGAUGGUAAAUUUUGUAUUUUUUAUAUCCUCUUCAAGGAAGUGUCUGUUGACAUACAUAUCACUUAUUUAUGUAGUUAUUAGAAAAUCUGUAGUUUUAGUGUUGGCUGUAUCAUAAUGAGAAUACUGUUACUCUGACGGGCAUUAAUAUUCCAAUGAGUAUAGCGGUUAAUUCAAACGAUUAAUACUCAUUUUGUCAAUAGAAAGACUAAGGAAAGGUAAAGGCGUUGAAGUGUUGCAGAACAUUGCAAAACAAAAGAAAAAAUGUUGCUUGUGCUAUUUAAUGUUUUGUAAUUCACACAUUUUCCUCUAUAAGUGAUUAAAUGUGUUUCUUCAUAAGCUAAUUGAAACUAAUGUAAGGAGCAUAUAUUUUUUUUUCUCUCACUCUAUAUAUCUCUCUGUCUCUCUCUCUAUCAAUCUAUCCAUCCAUCUUUCUUUAUCUAUCUUUCUAUCUAUUUCUCUUACUGCCGCUUUUGCUUGCAUAUGAAUUAUUGCCGCAAGUAAGGUCAAAGGUCACACAUCUUGUGAGGAUUCAACGUCUGCAACCUUUUAAAAAUACCAUUUAGCUUUCGCUCAUUCCAAAGAAUUAAUGUAAAAAAAAUAAUAAUAAUAACCUUACGGAUAUGAUUUCGCUAUCAGUUAUUACAGAGUUUCUUUGAAUUUUAUUUAUUUAUUUAUUGGAUAAUAUUUUUGUUUAUGUUAUAACUGAUUAGACUUUAGAAUAUAUCAAUCUGGAAUGCUGAUUAUUCCUAAUUGUAAUUAUUAUUUCUAAAGUCUUGUAUUCUGAGAUUUCGGAACCAGAAACUCCCCUAAAACAGAAUCCAGAAUACCAUCAUCCACAUGCAUUUAGGAUUUCCUUGUCAUACUCGCUUUUGGUACCAUAUUUUAUAACGAAAAAACAUGUGUAUUUAUUUAUGUAUGUAUUUACUGUAUGAUUCUAAGGCAACAAGCUACCGGAGAGAAGGAGAAAUCGUCCAAACGUUGGUGGUGGUUGCUGUAGAAUUUCAAUAGAUGUGUAUAAUGUAGUACGGACACACACACAUGGCUACUACAGACGGGGCAUUCAUCACUGGCUUUGAUAUGCAGUCUUAUCAAGAAGGUGGGGAUUUUUUCCGCUCUCUUGAAACAAUCACAGAGAGAGAGUGAGUGAGAGUAAGAGAGAGAGACUUUGGGGGAAUUGUAUUAAUCUUUAAGAGAGUUUUGUCAAUUUUUCCUUUGAAUAUGCUUUAACUCUUCUGUAGUAGCCUUGUUGUACAAAAAAACUUGGUCUUCCUUCGUCCCAUAUCCGUCGCUGCGCAUCUUUCACAAUAGUGAUGAUAUACUGCAGUGUAUAAACCCGCCUGUAAAACACACAACACUCAGUAUUCGUCACAUACUUUGGCUGCAACGGCCUCAUUUCCCAUCAAACAAACGAGGCUCCAAAACACGUCUGAAACAUGUUAAUGUAAAAAGUGUUUAAACUGCUCAGCGAAGAGCACAGUGUCCAGAGGGGGCUGAGGGAACAUCAAGACGCACAAAGGGUAUAGACGAGAAUCUCCAUCUCUUCGGUAAAAGAAAAAGAUUAAUGAGUGAAUUAACUGCUUAGAUAGAAAAAAUAGUUAGAUAAGAAAUAUAUGAAUAAUUGAACGAAUAAAUAGAAUGCUUGAAGGAGUCCACAUUAUUGUCUGAUAAUACGCUGAUUCUGUGUUUAUAUCAUAAUUUUGUUAUGAUCAAGUUGAUAAUCAUGUUGAUAUUUUUAGCCUAUGUUGUGCUUGAUAGUUCGCUUGGUAUCAUGCUGAUUAUAUUUUUUAUUAAAGGAAAUUCAAGUUUGGAGAAAAACUAUGGUCUAGAUGAUACUUAUGAAGCCACCGAUUAUGAUUCUAAAUCUGUUUCGUUUCAUGUAUGAUAAUUAAUACUAUUAUACUGAAUUAUUCAAUAUAUUCUGAUUUCCGUGUAGUCACUGUCAUUUCAUAAUUCAUAAUCAUUCAUAUUGUAUGUUUCAUAUCAUUUCAUAGUUUAUAUUGUAUUUUUACUUUUUUCACUGUUUGACAGGUUGAAAAUAUGCACGACCUUUAUUGUGAAAUGUGUAUGUCGUAUGUAUUUUGUAAAACAGUAUUUCAAUAAAAGUGCUUCCCA
Molecule: messenger RNA, 4271 nt
Organism: Penaeus monodon (black tiger shrimp)
Lineage: Eukaryota; Metazoa; Arthropoda; Malacostraca; Decapoda; Penaeidae
Exons: 12
Coding region: 289-1860 (523 amino acids)
Source: RefSeq, a predicted model, not a curated record